UUUUUGUGCCUGAACUGGCGAAGCCUUCAUUAAACAUCGCUGCUGCUUCACAUCGGCGUCGCGGCCUUGGCCAGGGCUUCCGCGACGCGAUCGGCCAUGGCGGCGUCUCUCCGGGCAUCGUCCUCCCUCCGCUCGCGCCUCCUCUCGUCCUCCUCCGGGUAUUAUCCGUGGCGCCUCCUCCUCUCCUCACCCGUCCACUCGGACGCCCCCCACCAGACCGAAACCCUCGCCUUCGACGAGAUCCAGCUGUCGCCCGAGAAGCCGCCCACCGCCACCGCCUUCGUCCUACACGGCCUCCUCGGCUCCGGCCGCAACUGGCGCUCCUUCUCGCGCAUCCUCGCCUCCGAACUCCAUAGCCGCUCCCCUUCAGACGAGUGGAGGAUGGUUCUCGUGGAUUUGAGGAACCAUGGCAGGUCGGCCGGGAUUAAGGGGUUCGACCCGCCCCACAACAUGUCGACUGCCGCGAAGGAUCUCGCUGAUUUGGUGAAGGCCCGUGGUUGGCCAUGGCCGGAUGUUGUUGUGGGUCACUCUAUGGGUGGGAAGGUUGCGCUAGAUUUCGCAGAGAGCUGCUCACGUGGUGUGUAUGGAGAGUCGGCUGUUCUUCCCAAACAGCUCUGGGUCCUAGAUUCUGUCCCUGGACAAGUAUUAACAGAUAACAGUGAUGGUGAAGUUGAACGGGUUUUGCAAACACUAGCGAGUCUUCCUUCUUCACUUCCAUCACGCAAGUGGGUUGUCGACCACAUGCUCAGCCUUGGAUUUUCAAAAUCUCUUUCAGAAUGGAUUGGCAGCAACUUAAAGAAGGACAAUGAUCAUGUGACCUGGGCUUUCGAUCUUCAGGCUGCCAUAGACAUGUUUAAUUCUUACAGGGAAAGGAGCUACUGGGAACUGCUGGAGCACCCACCCAAGGAUUUGGAGAUUGCAAUCGUGCAAGCAGAGCGCAGUGACCGAUGGGACCCUGAUGAUGUUCAAAGGCUAAAGGCAUUGGCAAAGAGGGAGUCGAAGCCUGAUGCAGGGAAGGUGUCACUUCACGUUUUACCCAACUCAGGCCAUUGGGUUCAUGUGGAUAACCCCAAGGGUCUACUUGAGAUCAUGGCGCCUAACUUCCUGUCAGCUGGUAAAAAUUGAGCAAUAUUUUCAACUGGAACCUUCACUUAGUGUGACAUCUCAGUUUGAUGACCGGAGGGAUACCAUUAUCUUCUCUCGUUUUGUUGUCGGAUGAGAGCUCUUUGCCUUCGUUUCUUUUUUAUGACAACACGCUUAUACCUUCUGUCAAUAAUAGAGGAAAAGAUUAUCUAGAGUCCCUUGCUUUCUUUCUGCAAGGUCAUUGUGUUAAAUUGCAUUGUUUGAAAGUCGAUUCCAUUAAUAAAGGAGAAAGUGUUAUCUAUUCAAA
Setaria italica (foxtail millet) is the source of this 1390-nucleotide messenger RNA. RefSeq names its product protein ABHD11. Lineage: Eukaryota; Viridiplantae; Streptophyta; Magnoliopsida; Poales; Poaceae. The record is from RefSeq and is a predicted model, not a curated record. The transcript has 5 exons. Bases 97 to 1125 code for a protein of 342 amino acids.